UUUGAGGCGAGCGCGGGGCGCGCGGCGCCGCCUCGAUGCGCCCGGGAGACGCCUCGGCGCCCCAGCCCAGCUGAACAGCCCCGAGAGCGCCGCGGCCGGCCCGGGAGGGCGAGUGGGGAGGCGCGGGGAGGCGCGGCCAGCCCCGGGAGACGGAGAGCGAGCGGGCGAGGAGGAGCGAGCCCGAGAGCGAGCGCAGGGAGCAGACACCAUGCCGGGCUGGAAGAAGAAUAUCCCCAUCUGCUUGCAGGCGGAAGAGCAGGAGAGAGAUGAGAGUCCCUACACUAAAUCCGCCAGCCAGACAAAGCCGCCUGAUGGAGCAUUGGCUGUGAGGAGACAGAGCAUCCCAGAGGAAUUCAAGGGCUCCACCGUGGUUGAACUGAUGAAGAAGGAAGGCACUACCCUCGGGCUGACGGUCUCGGGUGGAAUUGACAAGGACGGCAAGCCGAGAGUAUCUAAUCUGCGGCAGGGAGGAAUUGCUGCUAGAAGUGAUCAGCUGGAUGUGGGUGACUAUAUCAAAGCAGUGAAUGGCAUCAACCUGGCCAAAUUCCGCCACGAUGAGAUCAUCAGCUUGCUGAAGAAUGUUGGGGAAAGAGUGGUUCUUGAAGUUGAGUAUGAGCUGCCGCCAGCCUCUGUUCAAGGAUCGAGUGUUAUUUUCCGAACGGUGGAGGUCACGUUGCAUAAAGAAGGCAAUACCUUUGGUUUUGUAAUACGAGGGGGAGCACAUGAUGAUAGAAAUAAAUCUCGUCCGGUUGUAAUAACAUGUGUUCGUCCUGGAGGGCCUGCUGACAGAGAGGGCACAAUCAAACCUGGUGAUAGGUUGCUCAGUGUGGAUGGAAUUCGGCUUCUUGGAACCACACAUGCUGAGGCCAUGAGCAUUCUCAAACAGUGUGGGCAAGAAGCGACGCUGCUGAUCGAAUAUGAUGUCUCGGUCAUGGAUUCUGUGGCAACAGCAUCCGGGCCACUACUAGUUGAAGUUGCCAAAACUCCUGGUGCCAGCCUUGGUGUGGCCCUGACUACCUCGAUGUGCUGUAACAAACAGGUCAUUGUCAUAGACAAAAUCAAAUCUGCAAGUAUCGCAGACAGAUGUGGUGCUCUGCACGUGGGCGAUCACAUCCUGUCCAUCGACGGGACCAGCAUGGAGUACUGUACGCUCGCAGAAGCAACCCAGUUCCUGGCCAACACCACCGACCAGGUCAAGCUUGAGAUUCUUCCCCAUCAUCAGACCCGCCUGGCCCUGAAGGGACCUGACCAUGUGAAAAUUCAGAGGAGCGACAGGCAACCUCCCUGGGAUUCCUGGGCCAGCGACCACUGCAGUCUUCACACCUACCAUCACUAUAAUACGUACCACCCUGACCAUUGCAGAGCGCCAGCCCUGACAUUCGCGAAAGCACCUCCUCCAAACAGCCCUCCAGCUUUGUCUUCAUCCUUCUCUCCUACCUCCACGAGUGCAUACAGCCUGAGUUCCCUGAACAUGGGGACUUUGCCUCGAAGCCUCUACUCCACUAGCCCACGUGGAACCAUGAUGAGGAGGAGGUUGAAAAAGAAAGACUUCAAAAGCUCACUGUCAUUAGCCUCCAGUACGGUGGGCUUGGCUGGGCAGGUUGUUCACACAGAAACCACAGAGGUUGUGCUCACAGCAGAUCCUGUCACAGGAUUUGGAAUUCAACUGCAGGGCAGUGUGUUUGCCACAGAGACCCUCUCCUCUCCACCUCUGAUUUCCUAUAUUGAAGCUGACAGCCCGGCAGAGAGAUGUGGGGUGCUACAGAUUGGAGACAGAGUGCUGGCCAUUAAUGGAAUUCCAACUGAAGACAGCACCUUUGAGGAAGCCAGUCAGCUCCUCCGAGACUCUUCAAUCACAAGCAAGGUCACACUGGAAAUUGAGUUCGAUGUUGCAGAGUCUGUCAUCCCGAGUAGUGGAACAUUUCAUGUAAAGCUCCCUAAGAAACACAGUGUGGAACUUGGAAUAACCAUAAGUUCACCAUCCAGUAGAAAACCAGGAGACCCCCUGGUCAUAUCAGAUAUCAAGAAAGGCAGUGUGGCACACAGAACGGGAACCCUGGAACUUGGGGAUAAAUUACUUGCCAUAGAUAACAUCAGGCUGGACAACUGUUCCAUGGAAGAUGCAGUUCAGAUCCUCCAGCAGUGUGAAGACUUGGUGAAGCUGAAAAUCCGCAAAGAUGAAGAUAAUUCAGAUGAGCAAGAAAGUUCCGGAGCAAUUAUUUACACCGUGGAGCUGAAGCGCUAUGGGGGGCCCCUUGGCAUCACGAUUUCAGGAACUGAAGAGCCUUUUGAUCCUAUAAUCAUUUCAAGCCUCACUAAAGGAGGGUUAGCUGAAAGAACUGGCGCGAUACACAUAGGAGACCGAAUCCUAGCCAUCAAUAGCAGCAGCUUGAAAGGGAAGCCUCUGAGUGAAGCCAUCCAUUUGUUACAGAUGGCAGGAGAGACUGUCACCUUGAAAAUUAAGAAGCAGACAGAUGCCCAGUCAGCAUCCAGUCCCAAGAAGUUCCCUGUUGCCAGCCACCUGAGUGACCUGGGAGAUUUGGAGGACCCGUCUCCAGCACAGAAGCCAGGCAAACUCACCGAUACGUACCCCUCCACUGUGCCCAGCGUGGACAGUGCCGUGGACUCGUGGGAUGGCUCCGGAAUAGAAGGCAGCUAUGGGAAUCAAGGCACUGGCUUUCAGGCCUCAGGCUACAACUUCAACACCUAUGACUGGAGGAGUCCCAAACAGAGAGGCAGUUUGUCCCCAGUCACUAAGCCUCGAAGCCAGACUUACCCAGAUGUGGGGCUGAGUAACGAAGACUGGGACCGGUCCACAGUCAGUGGUUUUACAGGGGCUCCCGACAGCGCAGAGGCCGAGCAAGAGGAGAACUUCUGGUCUCAAGCGCUAGAGGAUUUGGAAACCUGUGGACAAUCAGGAAUUCUCAGAGAACUCGAGGAGAAAGCUGACAGGCGUGUGUCUUUGAGAAACAUGAAUCUCUUGGCAACAAUCAUGUCGGGGAGCACGAUGAGUUUGAAUCACGAGGCCCCUACACCUCGCAGUCAGCUGGGGCGACAGGCCAGCUUCCAGGAACGGAGCAGCUCACGGCCACACUACAGCCAGACCGCUCGGAGCAACACUCUGCCCUCGGAUGUGGGCAGGAAGUCUGUCACCCUGAGAAAAAUGAAGCAGGAAAUGAAGGAGAUCAUGUCCCCAACGCCUGUGGAGCUGCACAAGGUGACCUUGUACAAGAGCUCUGACAUGGAGGACUUCGGGUUCAGUGUAGCAGAUGGCUUGCUGGAGAAAGGAGUAUAUGUCAAAAAUAUUCGCCCAGCUGGGCCAGGAGAUCUUGGUGGCUUAAAGCCCUACGAUAGGCUCUUACAGGUUAAUCAUGUCCGAACGAGAGACUUUGACUGCUGCCUUGUUGUGCCCCUCAUAGCAGAAUCUGGUAAUAAGCUGGACCUGGUUAUUAGUAGAAACCCCCUGGCUUCACAGAAGUCCAUAGAACAGACUCUACCAGGAGGAGAAUGGAGUGAACAGAACAGUGCUUUUUUCCAACAGUCGAGCCACGGUGGUAAUUUGGAGAUACGAGAACCCACUAAUACAUUAUAGCGAUGCUUUUUAUAAAGCAGGACAAAAGACAAUAUCUACAUGGUGCUAAAAAAAAAAAUCCCUUUAAGAAAGAUUUCUGUGAUAUUUGAAGCACAGAUAAUCAUGUGGCAUUAACUGCAAGCACAGGGGUCUUUUAAAUCUCAUGGCUCAUGUUCACUUCCCCUUUCAAGUUGAAGAGGUUUCUUUGUUGAUCACUAUGGUAUAUGACAGGCAAUCCCCUACCAAGACCAAGGGUAGAGAAAAAGAAAAACAGCUAGGCCACCCCUCUCUACAGUUAACAUCAGAGGAAAUUUUUUACAAGUCCAUCUUCCUAUUCCUUUUUAAAAAGAGAAAUAUCUGUUUGAAAAUGUUCACUAUGAUAAUUUCCUUAAUUCACUUUGAAAUCAGUUUCUUACUACAAAGUCAUUCAUGUAAGAAUUUAACCAACAAGGCUUUUCAUAAAGCUGGCUCUACUAGGAGAACUAGUUUGGUGAACUGCUGGGACUGCUGCUAUGGGAGGGGUACAGAUAUAAAAUCAUCUUACAACGUUUCAGCAAUGAUGCACGUAGGCGACCAUAAUAGGUGGUGGUAAAUGUUUUGCCCAAGUAUAGGAAUGAUUUUUAACUAAGAUGUAUGCGAUUCCCUAUGCAACAAAUUAUCAAACAAACAGGAUAUGUCUUGUGACCUGUUUUUUUUUUAAGGACACAUUUUUAAUAGCUGAAAAAUCUCUGAUAAUGAAUUAGGGUGUUUAGCAACACUGAGAAUUAGUUAUCUUAUUUUUAAAAUUCAAGACUAAGAAUUUGAGAAUGAAGAGUCUAUUAAAAUGAGGUUUAUCUUGAUAGGCAAAUCAAACUCAUACUGCUUGACAUGUUUUGAAAACUGAUUAUAUUGAGGGGUGUACAGCACAUGUACUUAAAAAUGACACUGGACUGUCUUUUGUUCUGAGCCAUGCCACUUACUGAAAUUGUAAAUACAUUUUUCACAAAAUGCAUUGCCAAUUAUUAC
Messenger RNA from Eubalaena glacialis (North Atlantic right whale), 4576 nucleotides. RefSeq names its product glutamate receptor interacting protein 1 (gene GRIP1). The transcript is spliced from 25 exons. Bases 209 to 3592 code for a protein of 1127 amino acids. The record is from RefSeq and is a predicted model, not a curated record. Gene Ontology annotation, biological process: neurotransmitter receptor transport, endosome to postsynaptic membrane. Lineage: Eukaryota; Metazoa; Chordata; Mammalia; Artiodactyla; Balaenidae. Gene Ontology annotation, molecular function: nuclear glucocorticoid receptor binding.